AUGUCGAUUGUCUUACUUAGGAAUGAAACCCGUACUCUCGCGCUGAAACAUGCGUCUCGAUCACUGAUAGUGCCUACAUUACCUGCGAACUCAAUAAAACUCGGGAUCCGUACCUUUUCAACGACUUUGCAAUUCCACAAAGACUGGGAUGAUAGGAGGAAAGCUUAUAAGAAGAAAUACGACGACGACGAGAAAGGUGGUGUGAGGAAAGAUUAUAAGCACAAAUAUGACGAUAGAGAAAGGUGGUGUGGGAAAGAUUAUAAGAAGAAAUAUGAUGAUGAGAGGGGUGGUGUGGAGAAAGCUUAUAAGAAGAGAGAUGAUAAUGAGAAAGGCGGUGUAAGGAAAGGCGAAUCUCUCGCCAACGCUGAACCUGUGCCAUGGCAUUAUGAAAAUGUCUCCACUCCUCCUGUCGACAAACAAGAUAAGCCCAGCGUCAAAGAGAAAGGAAAGCUUCUAUCAACGCCUUCACGCCUCUUCAAGCUUCUCCUACCACUCAAGAAUAUCAACAAUGCAAAGCAGCAUGACCGGCCCGUCGAACCACUCGCAUUACUAGUACACCCACGACAACCGCUGUCAUACCUUGAACGUCUCAUACAAUCCGAACUACCGCCCAUCCAGCCGGAGAAUGGAGGGCCGGUUCGCCCCCCCGAGAUCGCGUUCAAGGCUGUUAACGUCGGAGACGCCCUCAUGUCCGAGCGUGACAGCGAGGGGAACGCAAGCAAAGCUGAAAUGUUCCUCCGUGGUGAUGAGGGGGAGGGUGGAGUCGAGACUGGAGGCGGACUGGGGAAAUUCUCUACCGAGCCGAAAUCAGGGGAGGGGGGGCUAGUUCGGUGGUCUACCAGUACGGAGCUGGGUGACUUUGUUAGGGAUGCAGCGCGUGGGAAGGAGUUCAUCAUUGAGGUCGAGAAAAAUGAGAGCGUGGCAGUGGGCGUGCCGAGCUUUCAUCAGCGUACGCAUUAUCAGCGCCAGAAGCUGUUGGAAAUAACGAGGCAGAUAGCUGCUGAGGGGAAACUGAAGGACGAGUGUGAUAAAUUGGCGCACAGGGGCGCACAGAGGGUUGCGAUGGGGGGUUUUGCGGGAUUGAUGACUUGGUGGGGGGGUGUUUGUUGGCUGACGUUCAAGACGUCGUACGGGUGGGAUACUAUGGAGCCAGUUACUUAUUUGGCUGGAAUCUUCAUAGUGAUAGUUGGUUAUGGCUGGUUCCUGUACUAUAGACGGGAGGUGUCGUACCGAGCUCUAUUACACAUGACGGUAAAUUCACGGCAGAUGAAACUCUAUAAACAACGCGGAUUCGAUAUAGACCGUUGGGAAGACCUAGUGAGUGAUGCGCGGUCACUGCGGCGGGAAAUCAAGAACAUCGCGGAUCAGUACGAUGUCAAGUGGGAUGAGAGAAAUGAUGAGGCAGGAGGAGAGAAGGUAUUGAAGGUAUUGAAGGAGGCAGAUGAGAAAUCAAAAAAGAAUAGCGAAGUUGAUGACGAGGAGGAAAAGGAUGUGGUAGAGAUGGGGAAGGAAAAGAAGGACUUAUGA
Molecule: messenger RNA, 1527 nt
Organism: Morchella sextelata
Lineage: Eukaryota; Fungi; Ascomycota; Pezizomycetes; Pezizales; Morchellaceae
Exons: 3
Coding region: 1-1527 (508 amino acids)
Biological process (GO): calcium import into the mitochondrion; mitochondrial calcium ion homeostasis
Cellular component (GO): uniplex complex; mitochondrial inner membrane
Molecular function (GO): calcium channel activity; uniporter activity
Source: RefSeq, a predicted model, not a curated record